GAGACAAAAGUACACGCAUCAAUGCAUUAUCAUGUUUAAAGAUAUUUUUUUAGCAACUAAACAUCAAUGGCUAAUAACAUAUAUAAUAACUAAAUAUCAUAUCAUACAAACAAUCCCAUCAUACAUUCAAAUAUAGAACAAUCUUAUUGAUCAGUUGUCUGAAAGAAAAAAAAAAAAAAAAACGAGUAUAUAUUCUUGAGACACAAUUCUCCGUUUAACACCAAAAAAACUCAAAAUGCAAAUGGAAUUUAAGUUUGGACUACCCAUUCAUCAGUUCUCUGCUGAAGCUGCAAGCUUGCUUGGUUUAAUACUAUUUAUCUACUGCCUAUUUCGAUUAAAACAGAAGGCGGAUACUAAUGGAAAAGUAGUCCCUCAACCAUCUAGUUCAUGGCCUUUAAUAGGCCAUCUGCAUCUUCUGGAAGGACUUCCUCACAUAGCCUUGGGGAAAUUAGCAGAUAAAUAUGGUCCAAUUUUUAUGAUUAGGCUUGGUGUACAACGAGCAUUGGUUGUAAGCACUGCAGAGAUGGCGAAAGAGUGCUUAGGCGGCACCAAUGACAAAGUUUUCUUAAAUCGUCCCCAAACAAUCUUUGUAGAGCAUAUGGCUUACAAUGGUGCUAUGUUAGGCUUCAGCCAAUAUGGUCAAUACUGGCGUGAGAUUCGUAAGUUUACCACUAUCGAGCUAAUGUCAAACCAUCGAGUAGAGAUGUUAAAAAAUGUCAGGGUCUCUGAGAUAAGAUCGGCCAUGAAGAGUAUAUCUACUGCUAGGUCUGAAACAACUGACAUGAAACAAUGGUUUACUGAUGUAAGUAUGAACACUAUAGUAAGAAUAAUUUCAGGCAAGUCAAUGAAGGAAUGUUACCAAGGGGAGGAAUAUAGUUGGUGUGUAAAAGCAUUCAGGGAUUUCUUCGAAUUGGCAGGUGUAUUCGUCCCUGCUGAUGCACUACCCUUCCUGAGGUGGUUUGAUAUCAGAGGAUACGAGAAGAAAAUGAAGAAAGUGGCAAAAGAGAUUGAUCUUAUAGUUGAAAGGUGGUUGGAUGAGCGUAAAAACAGAAGAAGCUCCAAAGAGGCACAAGGAAAGCUAGAUUUCAUGGAUGUGAUGCUUGGUAUUUUCGAGACAGGACAGGAAACGGAUUCCAAAUUCGAAACUGAUACAAUCAUUAAAGCCACUUGCACGGCAAUGAUUUUAGCAGCAGCAGAUACCACAGCAGUAACCUUAACAUGGGCACUGUCAUUGCUACUCAACAAUAAAGAAGUUCUGAAGAAGAGUCAAGCUGAACUCGACAUCGUGGUGGGCAAAGAAAGGCAGGUGGAAGAAUCAGACCUCAAGAAUUUAGUCUACUUGCAAGCAGUUCUCAAGGAGACUAUGAGACUAUACCCUGCUGCACCCCUUUCAGUCCCUCGAGAAGCUAUUUCAGAUUGUAUUGUGAGUGGUUACAAUAUUCCAGCUGGGACACAACUCUUUGUCAAUCUUUACAAGAUACACAGAGAUCCACUAGUUUGGGAAAACCAUUUAGAUUUUCACCCUGAAAGGUUUCUCACAACUAAUAAAGACUAUGAUGUGCGAGGCCAGAGUUUUGAGUUUAUGCCUUUUGGAAGUGGAAGGAGGAUAUGUCCUGGUAUAUCUUUUGCCCUUUCGGUCAUGCAGUUUACACUAGCUAAUUUACUCCAUGGAUUUGACAUCUCAAUUCCAUCGGAUGAACCUGUUGAUAUGACUGAGGGUUUCGGAAUAACCAACCUCAAAGUUACACCACUUGAUGUCAUCUUUAGGCAUCGCCAAUAUGAACACCUUUAUAAUUAAUCUUUAUUUGUGUAAAGUUGUAAACUAUGUAUGUCCUAUCUUUAGUGUGUACUAAAUUGCUUAUAUUCGUAUACUCACAAUAUUUUUUUAUGUUUGAUCUUUUAAGAUUGUUAUCCUUGAAUAAACUAGUUUGAAAUCUUUUUUUUUUU
Molecule: messenger RNA, 1947 nt
Organism: Chenopodium quinoa (quinoa)
Lineage: Eukaryota; Viridiplantae; Streptophyta; Magnoliopsida; Caryophyllales; Amaranthaceae
Product: cytochrome P450 CYP82D47-like
Exons: 2
Coding region: 236-1798 (520 amino acids)
Biological process (GO): defense response to other organism
Molecular function (GO): iron ion binding; oxidoreductase activity, acting on paired donors, with incorporation or reduction of molecular oxygen; heme binding
Source: RefSeq, a predicted model, not a curated record